Sus scrofa (pig) is the source of this 11043-nucleotide messenger RNA. RefSeq names its product eukaryotic translation initiation factor 2 alpha kinase 2 (gene EIF2AK2). The record is from RefSeq and is a predicted model, not a curated record. NCBI's taxonomy places the organism in Eukaryota, Metazoa, Chordata, Mammalia, Artiodactyla, Suidae. Gene Ontology annotation, molecular function: siRNA binding; ATP binding; eukaryotic translation initiation factor 2alpha kinase activity. Gene Ontology annotation, cellular component: RISC complex; nucleus; cytoplasm. Gene Ontology annotation, biological process: eiF2alpha phosphorylation in response to endoplasmic reticulum stress; siRNA processing; regulation of regulatory ncRNA processing.
GCAGGGACCCGGACGCGCUCUACCGCGCAGCAGCGGCCGGCGGGUGCCCAGCAGGCUCCGCACUGCCGCCCGCGGGAACUCCGGGUGCAGGCGCCAGUGGCGCGCGAUCCCGGAGCCUGCGCGGACAAGUGCUGACUGGUGCGGGAGGGGCCCGUGCGGCGGGGGAAGAAGGCGGAGUCCGCGGGGAAAACGAAACUGAGAGUGAGCGGCCCAGAUCCCACCAGGCUUCACAGACUGCAGCAGCGCGGGUGAGUGGCGAGGGGCCGACAACCAGGAGCCACAAGGGCGCUCGCCAUCCUGCAUCCCCAGCCUGGGACUGGACCCUGUUUACUGGAGAAAGAAAUGGCCAGUGGUCGUUCACCGUGUUUCUACAUAGAAGAACUUAAUAAAUACCAACAAAAGAACGAUGUCAUACUUAAGUAUCGUGAACUGUGUAAGACAGGACCUGCACAUAACUUGAGGUUUACGUAUCAAGUUGUAAUAGAUGAGAAAGAAUUCCCCAAAGCUGAAGGUAGAUCAAAGAAGGAAGCCAAAAAUGCUGCAGCCAAAUUAGCUUUUGAAAUAAUUAAUAAAGAACACAAGGCAAAUAGUUCUUCAUCACUGCCGACAGCAAAUCCUCCAGAUAGACAACUCACUGAGAAUUACAUAGGCCGUAUUAAUACGAUUUCCCAAAAGAAAAACCUAUCUGUAAAUUAUGAACCAUGUGAACCGGGGGAAGAUGGGCCUGAAAAAUUUCAUUAUAAAUGCAAAAUCGGACGGAAGGUAUAUGGUAGUGGUGUAGGAUCCACUAAACAGGAGGCAAAACAAUUGGCUGCCAAACAGGCUUAUGAAAAGUUACAGUCAGAAAACUUUAUGAAUGCUGACCCACCAUCCUCUAGUUGUCUCAGUACUGCGAGCAGUGACAUCCAAAGCAGCUCUCCCACAACGAGCACAUCGGCUUCAGAGUCAGCAACUGAAAAUGGCUUCUCAGCAAAUACGUCAGAAAGCAGUGAUAACAGUGACAGAUUAAACAAUUCUGUCCUAUCUCCAGUGAAUAGUUCUGGAAGUCAUCCCCAGAGGGUACAAAGAAUUUUGGCACCUACAUUUACCUCGCCCAUGAAGGAAGAAAACAAACACAGCUUGAACCCCAGGUUUGUCGAAGAUUUUAUUCAAAUAGAACCAAUUGGCUCAGGUGGAUUUGGCCAAGUUUUCAAAGCAAAACACAAGAUUGAUAAGAAGACUUAUGUUAUUAAACGUGUUAAAUAUGAUUGCGAGAAGGUAGAGCGUGAAGUGAAAGCUUUGGCAACGCUUAAACAUCCAAAUAUUGUUCUCUACUACGGUUGCUGGGAUGGGAAUGAUUAUGAUCCUGAGCAAAGCAUGAAUACUUUAAGAUCAAAGACAAGGUGCCUUUUCAUCCAAAUGGAAUACUGUGAUAAAGGGACAUUGGAACAAUGGAUUGACAGCCAAAGAAACAAGGAACCAGAUAAAUGUUUGGCUUUGGAAUUCUUUGAACAAAUAACAACAGGAGUGCAUUAUAUACAUUCAAAACAGUUAAUUCAUAGAGACCUUAAGCCAGGUAACAUAUUUUUAGUAGAUACAAACCAAAUAAAGAUUGGAGACUUUGGACUUGUAACAUCCCUGAAAAAUGAUGAAAAGCGGACAAGUCGAAAGGGAACUUUGCGAUACAUGAGCCCAGAACAGAGUUCUUCAGAAGACUAUGGAAAUGAAGUGGACAUCUAUGCUUUGGGGCUAAUUCUUGCAGAACUUCUUCACAUAUGUCGCACUUUUUCAGAAACACUGAAGCUUUUUGAAUGCCUGAAGGCUGGCGUCUUAGAUGUAUUUAACUACAAAGAAAAAGGUCUUCUACGAAAAUUACUCUCAAAUGACCCCAAGAAACGACCUAAUGCAUCUGAAAUACUGAAGACUUUGAAGGAGUGGAAGAACGUCACAGAGAAAAAGAAACGAAACACAUGUUAGAUACUAAAAAAAAUAUCCUGCUUCUAAUAGUUGAUUUUCCUGUAACUGUCUAAAAUUUGCUGGGAAUUAUUGAUGGUAUUUCCCUUCUAUUUUCAUUUUCCCUUAAUUUUUUUGCCACAUUUGCAGAAAGGUUUGCAUUUUUUUUUUUUGUUACUUUAAAAACAUUCUUGAGGAGUUCCAGUCAUGGUGCAGUGGUUAACGAAUCCGACUAGGAACCAUGAGGUUGCGGGUUCCAUCCCCGGCCUUGCGCAGUGGGUCGAGGAUCAGGUGUGAGCUGUGGUGUAGGUCGCAGAUGCGGCUCGGAUCCCGCGUUGCUGUGGCUCUGGCAUAGGCCGGCGGCUAUAGCUCCGAUUAGACCCCUAGCCUGGGAAUCUCCAUAUGCCAUGGGAAUGGCCUUAGAAAAGGCAAAAAGACAAAAAGACAAAAAAGAAAAAAAAAAUCUUAAAUUUGACUUUUUCCUGACUCAUCACCUUAUUAUGAAGAUGGGAAAAAAAUCCCUCAAAUUUUCUUUUUUAUACCAAUUAGUUAAUCAGUUAAUAUAAUUUAUUAAAUGUCUACUGUUUCUAGGCCAAAAAAAAUAAGACCUAUCCCUGUCUUAAAUACCUAUCAAUCCAGAUGGAGAAAUAUGGUAACCAUGAAGCGAUAAGUAAAAAAGAUAAGUACCAUCACUUUGGAAAAUAAUUUGGUACCAUCUAGCAAAGUUAAAUGUAUACAGUGGUCUCUGAAAUGCCACCAAUUCCAUUCCUACUUACAUGCCCACAAGAAUGUUCAUAGAAACCCUGUUUAUAAUAGUCAAAACAACAGGAAACAAUGCUAAUGUACACCUGAAGAAGAAUGGCUAUGUUCCGUAGCACACACUGAAUACUAUACAGCGGUGCAAAUGAAUUGCAGCCAAAUGCACCAAUGUGCUACAUCUCUCAGAAACAUGCUAAGAAACAGAACAGAUCACAGAAAGCUUAUACAGAAUGAUUCCAUUAAUGCAAAGUUUAAGAACAUAAGGGAAAUUAGUUUGUUUAGGUAUCCAAAUGAAUGUGGUAAAACAAUAAAGGGAAGGAAAAGAAUGAGAAUUACUAGGAAUUCUCUUGUGGUGCAGCAGGUUAAGGACCUGGCACUGUCAUUGUAGCAGCUUGGGUCCCUGCUGUGGCAAGGGUAUGAUCCCUGGCCUGGGAACUAACACAUGCCAUGGUUGUGGCCCCAAAAAAAGAGUGAGAACUGUUAUUAGAUUCUAAUGGUGAUUAUCUCUGAGGAGGCACAGAGGUGAUGUUAUUGGAGACAUGACCUAAAUACAUUUUUUUAACCUAUUAUAGCAGUUACUUUAAAGAGAUGCUAACUGUGCAAUAAGGCAGUGGCUGAGUAAAGAAAACAGUCAGUCUGGAGGGCGAAUUCACUCUAUUCUGAGAUAUCAAGGCACAGGGCUUAGAAGUGACAUUCCAGUGAGACUUCCUUGUGUGAGAAGGAUUUAGAUGAAUGGAGAGGAGAGUUCGUGGGUAGUCUGGGCGUGGGGUAUGACAUGUGUGCUAGAAAAGAUAGAUGUGAGGAACACUGGGUAUACUAGUUUGUUUCCUUGAAUUGCUGUAGGGAGUGCUGGAAGAUAAUUUGGGAUGUAUCUUGGAAGAACUUGAGGGUUACUUUUAGCUUUACAGCAACCAACUACCCAUUCUAAAAUUGUCAUGUAAUUUUACAAUUUUUAAAAUGAGCAAAGUUAGGCUCAGCAGAAAAAUCACAGUAAUAGAAAAUACUUUUGUAAAGGCUUAUAACAAUUUUUUUAAAUGCUGCUAAAAUCAAUGACUAUGAUCUUCAGCAUCCCAAGCAGUAUUUAAGGCAAGGUUCAUCAGUGAAUGCUAAACCUGUUGGUUGAAGAGGUAUUGGGAAACAGGCACUAUGAAAAGAAUUAAAUAUAAUCGCACAGAUGCUACUACAAAGGAGAAUGUGUAUCUUUAAAAAGAUCUUGCCACUAUAAUAACUAAGUGUUUAAAUUUAGCAUCAUCAAAAGCAGGGGAACCUGACAUCAUGCCUCUCCCAAUGUGAUGUAAUUAUACACUCUCACCUAUUUAGUUUUCUUGCCCACAGUGUUUAACUGGAAUUUAAUCAUGAGGAAAUUAUUAGACAAAGCCUGAGCGAAGUCAGUAACUUGGGCUUCUCAUAAAGUCAAUAUCCUGAAAAAAAGUAGGGGAACUCUUCUAAAUAGAAAGAGAUGAGAGAGAUAUAAUGACCAAAUGGAAUGCUUGAAUCUUGAUUGUAACCUGGAUAUCAAAAAAAGAAAAACCCAGCAAAUAGCUGUAAAAGACACUUUUGAGACAAUUGAGAAAUUUGAAUAUAGAUUGAAGAUUAAAUGACAUUCCCAUUGUGGGAAUUCUCACUGAGUUGCCAUUGUGGUUCAGUGGGUUAAGAACCCAACUAGUAUCCAUGGGGAUAUGAAUUCAAUCUCUGGCCUCUCUCAAUGGAUUAAGGAUCCGGUGUUGCUGUGAGCUGUAGGGCAGGUCACAGAUGCAGCUCAGAUCCUGCAUUGCUGUGGCUGUGGUAUAGACCUGCAGCUGCAGUUCCGAUUCGACCCCUAGCCUGGGAACUUCCAUAUGCUGCAGGUGCGGCCCUAAAAAGAAAAAAAAUGACAUUACGGAAUAAUUACUAAUUUUCUUAGGUGUGAUAAUGAUAGAGUGGUCAUGCCAGGAAAAGUCUUAUUCUUAGGCAGUGUGCACAGAAAUAUUUAGAGGUGAAGUGGCGUGAUGUUUGCAACUUCCAAAUAUUCAGCAAAAUCAAUGUAUGUGUGUAUACAUACAUCGAUGUGUGUGUAUAUAUAUAUAUGUGUAUACACGCAGAAAUAGGAAAUGGCAAAAUGUUAACGAUUGAAAAAUGGAUAAAUCUAGAUAGAGAAUAUAGAAAUAUUUCUUAUAUUAUUCUUGGAGAUUUUCUAUAGGUUUGAAAUUUUUCUGGGUGGAGAGAUUUUUUUUUUAAACUAAUACCAUUUGGAAUUAAUGAAUAAGGCUAAAUUCAAAAGAAAAACCAAUGAGUGGCAAAUUAGUGUGAAUGUGGCCUUAUUUUUACCUUCUUUCAUUUUUUAAAUUGAGAUAUAGUUGAUUUACAAUAUUAUAUUAGUUUCAAGUGUACAACAUGGUGAUUCAGUGUUUUAUAUAUCCUUUCACUUUAAUGUUUGUACUACAGUUAGCUACAUUUAGUAAUUAAUUUUAUGAAGUAAAUAUAUAGUGCCCCUUGGAAGCUUUUAUUUUAUUGUAAGUAUAUAUUUUCUCAGCCUAAAAACUAUAGUAAAUAAAAAAUAUCCUCUUAAUCAGAGGAGGAGCAGGGCAAAGGCCCGGGGCUUUAUUUGCCAAUUAAAACACAUACACAAGAAUUCGCAUCAUGGCUCAGUGGGUUUAGAACCCGAAUAGUAUCCAUGAGGAUGUGCUCACUCAGUGGGUUAAGGAUCCGGUGUUGCCACAAGUUGUGGCAUAGGUUGCAGAUAUGGCUCGGAUCCAUAGUUGCUGUGGCUGUGGUGUAGGCCAGCAGCUGCAGCUCUCAUUUGACCCCUAGCCUGGGAACUUUCAUAUGCCACAGGUGCCGCCCUGAAAAGGAAAAAAAAAAAAAAAAACCACAGAGUUUCCGCCGUGGCAUGGUGGGUUAAUUAUCCCACCUACAUCACAACUGUGGCUUGGAUUCAUUCCCUAUGCCCUGGGUGUGGCAGAACAAACAAAAAUCCACUUACAUGCAUGCAGAGAUUUUGAAAGAGCUAUUUUGACCUAGUUGUUUUACUAGAAACAGAACUUCUAGAAAAUGUUUAUCACUAAUCCCCGCGUAUAUUAUUUAUUAAAUGUACACCUAACAUAAAUACAUAUAUAUUUAACAUACUCAGCACAUAUGUUAUUUGUAUUAGGUGUACUUAGCAUAAAUAGACACAUACAUAAGAGUGUGUGUUUGUGUGUGUGUGUGUGGCUAGGUACUUAAUUUGCGGGACCCAAUGCAAUAUGAAAAUAUGAGGGCCUCGUUCAAAAAUUAACAUGUGGCCUUAUGCAACCACAUAGGUUGCAUGUCCAUGAAGUCAGAUGUGCAUAGAUAUACAAGUGUGUACACACAUAUCCAUACAAGCACACAUAUGUCUGAAAUGUUUAGAAAUCUAAAUAUGAGCUUUCCCAAGACUCCAUUAUCUAGUAUAUCUCCUUGAGAGAGAAACUCCGCAUCUAUUUCCCACUUGAGUAUUCACCAUAACUUGAGGUUCUUGGCAUGUAAACUUUUCAUUAUGGAAUAUAGAACAAUUUCAAUGUUAUUCAUUUAGUUUUAUAAGUUUUUAUGUUAAAACAUAUAAACCAGAGACUAGAAUAGGGAAACUCCAUGUACCCAUUACCCAGCUUCAACAAUUAUCAAUAUCCUGCCUUGUUCUAUUUACCCCUUCCUUUUUUUUUUUUUUUUUUUUUUUUUCCAAUUUUUGGCCGCCCUAAGGCAUAUGGAGUUCCCUGGGCCAGGGAUCAGAUCUGAGCUGCAGUUGAAAUGUAAGCCACAGCUGAGGCAACACUGGAUCUUUAACCCACUGUGCCGGGCCAGGGCUUGAACCUGCGUCCCAGCACUCCCAAGACACUGCCAAUCCCAUUGCACAUAGCGGGAACUCCUAUCCCUUCCUUUUUAAAAAUGUCUUUGCUGAAGGAUUUUAAAGUAAAUCUUAGACAUUGUAUCAUUUCACUUGUAAAUACUUAAAAAUUGAUUUUUAACAGAUAAGGUCUUCAUAAUUUUAAUCAAGCCACACUAUCAUUGCCACUCAACAAAAUUAAUAAGAUUUCCUUAAUAAUCAUGUCAUAAUCAGCCUGUAUUCAAUUUUCCUAUCUCAAAAAUAUCUUCCUCCAGGUUAAGUCAGGAUCCAACAUUACAUUUAGUUAGUAUGUCUCUUUUAAAAACUCUAUAUAACAUUCACCCUGUUUUUAAUUUCUUUCCUCUUGCUAUUUAUAUGAGGAAAUAACUAAAUCAUAUAUUCUAUAGAAUUUCCUCCAUUCAAGAUCCGGCUGAUGGUAUCCCCAUGGUGUCUAGUUAGAUCUAGAAACUUGUCUGAAAUUUUUUUCCAGGAAUACUCCAUAGGUGAUGCUGUGUACUUUCUUUUGCAUCACUCCAGGAGGCACAUGAUAUAUAGUUGUUCCACUUUCAGUGAUCUUAAGUUUGGUCAGUGAUUUUCGGUGCCAUCUACCAUCAAUCUUCCUUAUCAGUCUUUCACAUAAUGUUGUUAGCAGCCAUUGAUGAUUAUUGCCUGGAUCUAUUAUUUCAUUAGGAUUUGCAAAAUAGUGAUUUGGAGAUUCUAUCAAACCUUUUGCAUUUAUUAUCUGUGAUUCUUCUGUAAAGAUAAACUUCUCUAAAGCUGAAUGGGAAAGAUGGGAUAAAAUGUUUAUGAAUUUUUAGAAUGGGUUAGAGCCCCAGCAACCUACAAAGGUGACAAAGAGGUUUUUGUUUUUUAGGCUGGGAUGUGACACAACCUUCAUUUUGAAACAUUGUGUUUAGAAUGGGUUGGAGCAGGAUAAUACUAUAUCUUUAUCUGUUUUUUAAGAUACCACAUAUAAAUGAUAUCAUAUAAUGUUUGUCUUUUUCUGUCUGACUUACUUGACUUAGUAUGGUAAUCUCUAGAGCCUUCCAUGUUGCUUCAAACGGCAUUAUUUGAUUCAGAAAAUGCUGUAUUUGAAAGAUCAGAAAUCUGAGCGCCUGAAUAGUGGGAGAGGAGAGAACCAAGAGGAGUUAGCAAUUAGUUGGAUGUGAGGAUUUAGGGAAAAGCGGGCGUCAGAGACUACCUCCAGGUGGGUUUGAUAGUGAGUGCCAGGAGUGUGAUGCUGUUAUAGAAGGUAUAGGUCUCAAUCAAAUUAACCCCCUCAAGGAGCCACACAUAUUCGAGAGAUAUUUUGUCUCACACUGUUACCUAUUGCACAGUCUUGAGUCAGAAUUUAAGCCAAUAGUGGGGCCACUGUUCAUGUGUCUACCUGGUGGGGUGGAGUGCAUUUGGGAGGCAAAGCAUUGGAUCUCACUUGGAGAUGCUGAGUUUGAGGUGCUGCUGUCAUAUUCAUGGGAGGAUGUAGAGCAGACUACAGAAAAUGCAGGAGGGAACCUGAGAAAAAGGAUAAACUAGAAUCAUACACAGAAGACGAUGUGUAUGUUAUCUGGAAGUAAGCCCUGAUGCUUAACUAUGAACCCAAGGCAUUGCCAAGGGAGUGAUUACAUAGAAGAAAGAGGGCUCAGAAACAAAAGCUAAAUGUCAAUCCACUCCCUAAUGUCUGUGAUUCUUCCUCUGUGACUGUGAGCUAGCCCAACCCCACAUUUCCUUAGAAUAGUCACAGACACAGGGACUAGAGUUGAUAGGUGUACAGAGGUCCCACUGAUGGCUUACACUCUGACUGAUAACUCUGUAAUGGGUAAAACUUUGAGGCAAACCAAAUACCUCUCAAAUAUGUGUGGCUCUUGAGGAAUCAGAUUGAUUGGGACCUGUAUUAGUUUCCUAUGGCUGCUGUAAUCAGUUACCACAAAAUUGGUGGCUAAAAACAAUACACAUUUACAUUCUAACAGGAGACCAGAAGUCUGAAAUGGGUUCCACAGGGCUCCUGUUCCCCAUCCUGUGUUCAGCAUUACCUGAAUAAGCCAUAGCCUCACAGAUCUGCUCAAGAUUACCUGGAUAGGCUUUCAUUUCUAUGGCUCUCUGCUAUGGUUUCUUUUUUUUUUUUUUUUCUCUUUUUUCAUUUUAAAAAAUUUUGUUAAAGAAUAGUUGAUAUACAAUGUUAUGAUAAUUUCUGCUAUGCAGCAAAAUGAUUCAGUUAUACGUGUACACCAGUUGUCUUUCAGAUUCUUUUACCACGUAGACUAUCACAGAAUAUGGGUAGAAUUCUCUGUGGUGUAUAGCAGGUCCGGGGUGGUCAAUCAUUCCAUAUACCUCAGUGUGCAUGUGCCAAUUCCAAAACCCCAGUCCAUCCCUCCCCUCCCUACCUGUCCCCUUUGGUAACCAUAAGUUUAUUUUCAAAGUCUAUUGAGUCUGUUUGUGUUCUGCAAAUAAGUUCAUUUGCAUCCUUUUUUAAAUUCUACAUAUAAGUGACAUCAUAUGAUGUUAGUCUUUCAUUGUCUGACUAACUGCACUUAGUAUGAUAAUUUCUAGUUCCAUUCAUGUAGUUGCAAAUGGCAUUGUUUCAUUCUUGUUUAUGGCAGAGUAAUACUCCACUGUAUAUAUCUACCACAUCUUCUUUAUCCAUUCUUCUGUAGAUGGACAUUUAGAUUGUUUCCAUGUCUUGGCUAUUCUAAAUAGUGCCGCAGUGAACAUUGGGGUAUAUAUAUCUUUUCAAAUUAUGGUUUUCUCUGGAUAGAUGCCCAGGAGUGAGAUCAUAUGGUAGUUCUAUUUUUAAUUUUUUGAGGCAUCUCCACAUUGUUUUCCAUAGUGGUUGUACCAAUUUACAUUCCCACCAACAGUGUAAGAGGGUUCCCUUUUAUUUGUACCCUUUCCAGAAUUUAUGUAGACUUUGUGUUGAUGCCAUUCUGCCUGGUGUAACAUGGUACCUUAUUGUAGUUUUGAUUUGCAUUUUUCUAAUUAUUAGUGAUGUUGAGCAUCUUUACAUGUGCCUUUUGGCCAUCUGUAUGUCUUUGGAGAAAUAUCUAUUUAGAUCUGUCCAGUUUUUGAUUGGGUUGUUUGGUUUUUUGAUAUUUACCAAUAUAAGCUUGUUUAUUUUGGAGAUUAAUCCCUUGUCGGUUGCCUCAUUUGCAAGUAUUUUUUUCCAUUCUGUGGAUUGUCUUUUUGUUCUCUUCCCUGCUAUGGUUUCUACCUGAAAUCUCCUUUAGCCUUUUUAUGUUUUUAAAUUUAUUUUUAAAAUUUUCGGCUAUGGCCUCUAAUGGCUUGAUAUGGGAUCUUAGUUGUUGGACCAGGGAUCAAACCCAAACCACAGCAGUGGAAGCGCUUCUAACCACCAGGCUAUUAGGAAAUACCUCCCCUUACCUUUUAAAAAAAUAACAGCAUUAUUGAGACAUAAUUCACAUAACAUAAAAGUCACCCUCUUUAAAGUAUACAGUUCAGUGGUGUUUAGUAUAUUGCGUUGUGCAAACAUCACCACAGUUGAUUUUAAAACAUUUUGUCACCCUCAAAAUGAAACUGCAGUAGCAGUCAUUCUUCAUCUUCCCUCAACUCUAGGCAAUCUACUUUCCAUCUCUAUAGACAUGCCUAUUCUGGGCAUUUUGUUUAAAGGAAACAAAUGAAAAUGUGGUCUUUUUCACUUAGUUCAUUUUCAAGUUUCAUCUGUGGAAUAGCAUGAAUUAGACAUUCCUUUCCUUGUUUUUGCCAAAUAAUAUUCAAUUACUUGGCUAUAACACAUUUAAUUCACCUCUUCAUCAGCUGGUGGACUUUUGGGUUUCUACUUUCUGGCUGUUAUGAAUAAUGUUGCUGUGAGUAUUUGUGUACAUGUUUUACAUGGACACAGGUUUCCAUUUCCCUUGGGUGUAUACCUAGGGGUGGAGGCACUGGGUCAUACUGUAACUCCUUCCUUGUAACUUCGCAUAUCAAAAUUAUGUUCUGCUACCAUAGUGUUCUACCAUUUCCCACUCCGAAUGAAAUGUCUCCGCAGUACUUCCCUUGUUUAGUACUUCAGAUCUGUAUUGACCAAUCUGCCUUGGAGCUCAUUCUUGAAUGGGUAUUUCCAUCCAUGUGAAUUUCUGGAAAGCAGGGACAAGCUCUCUCAUUUUGAUUUGCCCCAAGGCCUCAAGUGUAUUACCCUGCAUGAAGCAGGAACUCUGUAAGUGCUUUUGAAUUAGUGGGGAAUAAAAGUGUUAAAAUUUUGAUAUGCUUGAUCCCACAAAGUGUGCGUAAUACUAAAUAAAAUAAUGUUCACUGUAAAAUUUCAACAAAUAAAUGUUAAUAAAUAACAAAGUAAUGGUGGAUAUGGUUAACCAAUUUAGUACAUUAAAGCCUAUUUAGUUUGAAUUUUAGAAGCUCUAGUAUUUUGGGUUUAUAACUGGAAAAAUGAAGCAUUUUAGAAAUUCUAGAUGGAACUUUGAAAAUGUAGUACAGAAUAUACAAAAGUAAAUGACAGCAUAUGUUAAAAUUUACUUUAUGAUUCAAAUUUCACAUUGUUCUAAAGAAAAUAAAAAAGGCUUUUCAGUGUU